AUGGAAGAAAACGACUACGUUCUUGUAUGCGACCGAGACACCAAAGACAAAUCCAUGGGAUCUGAGCACAAAUACCUUAACGAGAUCAAUGACUUUAUCGAGGAGAUUUCCGAUGAGUUAUGGAAAAUAAACACGAAGAUUCAUGAAAACCCGGAACUUGGCUACGAGGAAUACAAAGCUCAUGCUUUACUGACAAGCUUUCUGAAAUGUAAAAAAGGAUGGAAGGUCACGGGUUCUGCCUAUGGGAUGGAGACGGCCUGGGUGGCAGUCUACGAUAGCGGUGAGAAGGGUCCAGUGGUGUCCCUCAAUGUUGAGAUGGAUGCAUUACCCGGCAUGGGCCACGCGUGUGGACAUAACCUCAUCGCGACUGCAUCAUUGGCCGGCGGGCUGGCAACAGCCGAACUGAUGCGGCGGGAGGGACUGAGAGGCAAGGUCGUUCUCUUCGGCACACCUGCAGAAGAAGGCGGAGGCGGCAAGAUCCGCCUUUUGGAAGCAGGUGCCUACAGAGACCACGACGUUGACGUCUCUCUGAUUUCCCAUCCAGGCAUCCUACACGACAGUGCCCUUGUUCAUACAACUGGAUACACCCGGUUCAAAGCCGAAUAUUUUGGCCGCGAGGCGCAUGCCGCUACGAGCCCCUGGUUGGGAAUAAAUGCACUCGAUGCAUUGGUAAUUGCAUAUAGUGGACUCUCGGUGCUUCGCCAACAGACAAUGCCUGGUGAUAUCAUUCAAGGUUACAUCAGCGACGGUGGCACGGCACCACAGGUUAUUCCCGGAUACGCCGCCGGUAUCUUUGUCGUGCGUGCGAACUCUCCGUCAUACCUUCACACACCUUCCCGUCUUCAGGAGCUACGCAAAAAGGUCGAAGCCUGUUUCCGGGCAGGAGCUGAGGCAACAGGGGCCGAGCUGAAGAUCACAGUUGAGGAGGCGUACGCCGAACACGUCCCAAACCGAGUGCUGGCCGCAUCGUAUGCAAAUUACUGGAAUGCGCUAGACCCUCCGAAUGUGGGCUCGGUUGAACAAGACAUCCACAUUGGUGCCAGUACAGACCAAGGCGAUGUUAGCCACGCCAUGCCGAGCCUGAACGCAAGUUUCUCAAUCGUGCCUAUGGCGGGGGGUGGAGGCCCGCACACGCCUGGCUUCGAGAAAGCUUCAGGGACGAAAGACGCCUUCCAUAGGUGCUUGAGGACGGGCAAAGCGUUGGCCGGGACGGCGGUGGACUUACUCGCAACGCAAGGUUUGCUGGAAAAGGUCGUGGAUCAGUGGAAGAAGGACAUGACGACAUCCCAAUAG
This is a messenger RNA of Diaporthe batatas, 1293 nucleotides long. RefSeq lists its product as uncharacterized. Gene Ontology annotation, molecular function: dipeptidase activity. The record is from RefSeq and is a predicted model, not a curated record. The transcript is spliced from 2 exons. Lineage: Eukaryota; Fungi; Ascomycota; Sordariomycetes; Diaporthales; Diaporthaceae. The coding region runs from base 1 to 1293 and encodes 430 amino acids.